Molecule: messenger RNA, 2539 nt
Organism: Photinus pyralis (common eastern firefly)
Lineage: Eukaryota; Metazoa; Arthropoda; Insecta; Coleoptera; Lampyridae
Gene: Cdc5
Product: cell division cycle 5-like protein
Exons: 7
Coding region: 98-2488 (796 amino acids)
Biological process (GO): regulation of transcription by RNA polymerase II; mRNA splicing, via spliceosome
Cellular component (GO): spliceosomal complex; Prp19 complex
Molecular function (GO): DNA-binding transcription factor activity, RNA polymerase II-specific; RNA polymerase II transcription regulatory region sequence-specific DNA binding
Source: RefSeq, a predicted model, not a curated record
ACAGAAAUAAGAGAUAACCUUCCUUGUGCGUUUAUUUUGAUUUAUUAAUUAAUAUAUUGAAAUUAAUUAUUAAUAAGAACUAAAACUCUAAGCAACAAUGCCGCGAAUAAUGAUAAAAGGUGGCGUUUGGCGAAACACGGAGGAUGAAAUCCUCAAAGCGGCGGUAAUGAAAUAUGGCAAAAACCAAUGGUCACGUAUAGCUUCUUUACUUCAUCGUAAAUCUGCUAAGCAAUGCAAGGCACGUUGGUUCGAAUGGCUCGAUCCCAGUAUAAAGAAAACCGAAUGGUCACGAGAGGAAGAUGAGAAACUUUUGCAUUUAGCAAAACUCAUGCCCACUCAGUGGCGUACCAUCGCACCUAUUAUUGGACGUACUGCUGCGCAAUGUUUGGAACGAUAUGAGUAUUUACUUGAUCAAGCACAGAAGAAAGAAGAAGGUGAGGAUGCAACAGAUGAUCCCAGAAAGCUUAAACCUGGUGAGAUUGAUCCUAAUCCAGAAACAAAACCUGCACGACCCGAUCCAAAGGAUAUGGAUGAAGAUGAAUUGGAGAUGCUAUCCGAAGCUAGAGCUAGAUUAGCCAAUACACAAGGUAAAAAAGCCAAGCGCAAGGCGCGAGAAAAACAAUUAGAAGAAGCUAGAAGAUUAGCAGCUUUACAGAAACGAAGAGAACUACGCGCUGCGGGAAUUGAGGUGAACCCCCGUCGUAAGAAAAAAAGGGGGGUGGAUUAUAAUUCGGAAAUACCAUUUGAGAAAAGACCAGCGCCUGGCUUUUAUGACACAUCCACUGAAAUAGUCGAUCCAAUGGCACCAGAUUUUACAAAAAUGCGCCAACAGCAAUUAGAUGGAGAAUUACGUAGCGAGAAAGAAGAGAAAGAAAGACGUAAAGAUAAGCAGAAGUUGAAACAACGAAAAGAGAACGAUAUCCCUUUGGCAAUGUUACAAAAUCAAGAGCCAGCAAAGAAAAGGUCCAAGUUGGUAUUACCUGAUCCACAAAUAUCCGACCAGGAGCUUCAGCAGGUUGUAAAGUUAGGGAAGGCCAGCGAGGUCGCUCGUGAGGUAGCAUUAGAGAGUGGAAUCGAAACAACAGACACUCUCUUGUCGGAUUAUUCGGUUACACCACAAGCUGCAGCAACACCACGGACUCCUGCACCUCAAACAGACCGAAUACUUCAAGAAGCGCAGAAUGUUAUGGCUUUGACACAUGUCGAUACUCCGUUGAAGGGUGGUGUAAAUACACCUUUACAUGAUACCGAUUUUAGUGGGGCACUUCCACAAACGAUGGCUGUCGCAACACCCAAUACAGUUCUUGCUACACCUUUUCGAUCUGCCAGAAGUGAUGGGGGAGCAACACCUGGUAGCGGAUUUGCAACUCCUAAAGGUGGAGCUCUUACUACAGUCGAGCAGCCAGCAAUGGGGAGUUACACUCCUACUCCUAUUCGAGACAAACUGAACAUCAAUCCUGAGCACAGUUUAGAAACUGGUGAUACGCCCGCUGCUCACAACAGUUAUCAAAAAUCUUUAAAAGAGCAAUUAAAGGCAGGCCUUAGCAGUUUACCCACACCAAAGAAUGACUACGAAAUCGUAGUUCCCGAACAAGAAGAAGAUCAGCAAACAAGUGAACACAACCAAUCGGUUGAAGAUCAAGCGGAUGUUGAUGCAAGAGUUUUGGAAAUGCAAAGAAUUCAAGCUCAAAAGGAGUUGGCUUUAAGAUCUCAUGUAAUUCAGAGAAAUUUUCCUAGACCGCAAGAUGUAAAUAUGUCUGUACUACGCCUUCCUCAUGAGUGUUAUUCUUUAACUGAUUUACAAAAAGCCGAAGAAUUAAUUAAACGGGAGAUGGUCACAAUGCUCCACUAUGACAAUGUGAAAGAUCCAGUUGCGGUACCUACCCAAGGGAAACGCCAAACUCUCUCCCAAGCGCAACAAUUGGCCUACUUAGAGCAGCAUCCGUACGAUAACUUUAAUGGUGAGGAAGUGGAGUACGCCAGGAGCUUGCUUGGUAGGGAAAUGGAAGUAGUGCGACGCGGAAUGAAUCACGGAGACCUGUCUCUUGAUGCUUACACUCAAGUGUGGGAAGAAUGUUUAGCUCAAGUCUUAUUUUUACCAAACCAGAACCGGUACACAAGAGCCAAUUUAGCGAGCAAAAAAGAUCGAUUGGAGUCUGCCGAAAAACGGUUAGAACAAAAUCGAACUCACAUGUCUCGUGAAGCGAAACGAGCCGCUAAAAUGGAGAAGAAAUUAAAAAUCCUAACUGGCGGAUAUCAGUCCAGGGCACAGGCCCUCAUCAAACAAUUGCAUGAUAUGUAUGAUCAAAUAGAUCAAGCAAAUUUGGAACUCAGCACUUUCAAUUUUUUGGCUGAACAAGAGAAGGCGGCACUGCCACGUCGAGUACAGUCAUUAACGGAAGAUGUUAAUCGCCAAGUGGAAAGAGAGAAAGUACUACAGACGAAAUAUGGACAGUUACAAGAAGAAGUUUAUAAACAUAAGCAAUAAUAAUUGUAGUUGUAAUGAGUUAAUUAAUUAAUAAAUUAUAAUUGUAUUGUG